UCUACUCCUCUUCCUCCUUGCCUGUCCCCUGCACCCCAUUGCCGUCCCUGCGGUCCUUCACAUCGAUAAAACAUGGCCAACACGAUAGCCCGCACUGAGGAGCGCCAGAACGCUGGGUGAGUUUUGCGGCCUCCCUCUCUGACAUCACACCCCUCCUCCCCGUCCCUCUGGUGUCCGCCCGCCCAGACAUGGGGGUUCACCACUCUCGCCAUUCCCUGCCGGUCGCUCCCACAAGACACCUGCAAGCCCCUCCGUUUCCCUGUCUUCAAUUCGCAUCCAGUACUUCGCUUGAAGUAUUGACUGCCGGGUUCCUGGCCGACUCCCUCUUGAAACCGACUACCCCUCCUUCCCGUGACUCGAUCGCGGGCCCCUCCUCUAACCUCGAAUCCAUACCAUACAUCCCUCCCACCGAUCUGUCGACUGUACGGCUAACAUGGACAUGGCGCGUAGCACCAUGGAGCUCAAAGAUGACACCGUCAUCAUAGUACUAGGCGCCUCUGGCGAUCUUGCGAAGAAGAAGACCUUCCCGGCUCUCUUCGGCCUUUACCGCAACAAGUUCCUGCCCAAGGGCAUCAAGAUCGUCGGAUAUGCCCGGACAAACAUGGACCACGAGGAAUAUCUGAAGCGUGUGCGCUCAUACAUCAAGACCCCCACCAAGGAAAUCGAAGAGCAACUGGACAGCUUCUGCCAGUUCUGCACCUACAUCUCCGGUCAAUAUGACAAGGAUGACUCGUUCAUCAACCUCAACAAGCACCUCGAGGAGAUCGAGAAGGGCCAGAAGGAACAGAACAGAAUUUACUACAUGGCGCUGCCCCCCAGUGUCUUCACCACCGUCUCCGACCAACUCAAGCGUAACUGCUACCCCAAGAACGGCAUUGCUCGCAUCAUCGUCGAGAAGCCUUUCGGUAAGGACCUCCAGAGCUCGCGCGACCUCCAGAAGGCCCUCGAGCCCAACUGGAAGGAGGAUGAGAUCUUCCGUAUCGACCACUACCUGGGUAAGGAGAUGGUCAAGAACAUCCUCAUCAUGCGCUUCGGAAACGAGUUCUUCAACGCCACCUGGAACCGCCACCACAUCGACAACGUUCAGAUCACAUUCAAGGAGCCCUUCGGUACCGAGGGACGCGGUGGCUACUUCGACGAAUUCGGCAUCAUCCGUGAUGUCAUGCAGAACCACUUGCUGCAGGUGUUGACGCUGCUCGCUAUGGAGCGCCCCAUUUCCUUCUCUGCUGAGGACAUUCGUGACGAGAAGGUCCGUGUCCUGCGUGCGAUGGACGCCAUCGAGCCCAAGAACGUCAUUAUCGGCCAGUACGGAAAGUCCCUGGAUGGCAGCAAGCCCGCCUACAAGGAGGAUGAGACUGUCCCCCAGGACUCCCGCUGCCCAACCUUCUGCGCCAUGGCCGCUUACAUCAAGAACGAGCGGUGGGACGGCGUUCCCUUCAUCCUGAAGGCCGGUAAAGCUUUGAACGAGCAGAAGACCGAGAUCCGCAUCCAGUUCCGUGACGUCACCUCUGGCAUCUUCAAGGACAUCCCCCGCAACGAGCUUGUCAUCCGUGUCCAGCCCAACGAGUCCGUCUACAUCAAGAUGAACUCCAAGCUGCCCGGUCUGUCCAUGCAGACCGUUGUGACCGAGCUCGACCUCACCUACCGCCGCCGCUUCUCCGACCUCAAGAUCCCCGAGGCCUACGAGUCCCUGAUCCUGGACGCUCUGAAGGGCGACCACUCCAACUUUGUCCGUGAUGACGAGUUGGACGCCAGCUGGAGGAUCUUCACUCCUCUUCUGCACUACCUUGACGACAACAAGGAGAUCAUCCCCAUGGAAUACCCCUAUGGCUCCCGCGGACCCGCCGUCCUUGACGACUUCACGGCGUCUUUCGGGUACAAGUUCAGCGAUGCUGCUGGCUACCAGUGGCCCUUGACCUCUACCCCCAACCGGCUGUAGAUGGAAAAGGAGGGUAUUUCGAGAUAAAGAAGCGCCAUGACGCGUGAAAAAAAAAAACGCAGGAAAACGGCGAAAAAAUGUUAAUGUGACUGGUUUCCGUUCGAGGAUCACGGGAUGAUCGGGGAUCUGGGAUGAUAUGACAGAAAUGAAGCACUCGGUACGAGUAUCUACGGAUCGGCCGGGAAAUGACUGGAGUUAUCUAUUGGCAACCCCUUUAGAAACGAAUGCAGAGAACGUUACGAACCACGAGUGGUGGGAUGGGCGCAGUCGCGUGACCGUCCGUAGAGCAUAGGUACAUUCGGU
This is a messenger RNA of Aspergillus heteromorphus CBS 117.55, 2242 nucleotides long. RefSeq names its product glucose-6-phosphate dehydrogenase. Gene Ontology annotation, biological process: pentose-phosphate shunt, oxidative branch; glucose metabolic process. NCBI's taxonomy places the organism in Eukaryota, Fungi, Ascomycota, Eurotiomycetes, Eurotiales, Aspergillaceae. Gene Ontology annotation, cellular component: cytosol. The coding region runs from base 434 to 1939 and encodes 501 amino acids. The transcript is spliced from 8 exons. The record is from RefSeq and is a predicted model, not a curated record. Gene Ontology annotation, molecular function: NADP binding; glucose-6-phosphate dehydrogenase activity.